AUGGACUCUUGGAAUGAUAUAAACGGUCCGCCUCGCAAAAAGAUGCGAAAAGGGACCAAAAGCUGUACACAAUGCCGACGUCGCAAGAUUCGAUGCACUUUCAAUCCUGAUCGCCCGGAAGCUUGCAGUGAAUGCCGCUUGCGUGGAUCGACUUGUAUCGAUCAGGAGCAUGACUCCGAUAAGCUGAAGGCCUCGGAUGCCGCUCAAGGAGACCAGCGGUACAGUCUCAGGGAGCGUGUGGCUCAUUUGGAAAAUAUAGUGGAGGACUUGGCUAAACGAUUAAACGAGACGAGCCCCGCUCAUUCACGGACGCGUAGACCCUCUAUAGAAAGCCCGACGCCACCGUCAGAUGAGUCGGACAAGCUUGGCCCGUCCAGUUGCCAGAUCCAGAAUGCGCCAGUCAUGCAACUAUUCGAUAAUUAUCUCGUCAGCCGCCGUGAAGAUUCGUCCAAUAACGACCAGUUCACCGGUGCUAAAGAUAUGUCGCCCAAAGCACGGGCAGUCAGAGCGGAGCUUCUGUCUUUACUUCCUUCCAUGCAAGACAUUCAAAAAAUUGUCGAAGAAGGCUCGAGGCUAUGUUGCGUGUGGGAGGAGAACUUCCCCGAGCUUCUAAAUGCCUUCGGGACAAAGUCAUACUCGGAAAGCCUGGUGGCGCCCGCUGAAAUAGCGAAAGGGUUGGUUUCCCUCUCUAUAAGUGUUCUACAAUCACCGCCUGAUUUCGACUUCAACACACUGCAAGUUCCGCUGGAUCCGCAGGAGUUUGCUGCACGCUGCUGUGCAGCGGUGGAUCGUCUGAUCGUUCGGGAUGAUGACUAUGCGGCGACGCUGCCUGGCAUGGAAUGCCAGAUGCUGCUCUCUAAGUAUCACUUGAAUGAAGGCCGGCUUCGCAAAGCAUGGCUCGUGGUUCGCAGAGCUAUUGAAUUUGCACACCUCGCGGGCAUGCACCUCUCAACCCGGACACCUCAACCGGCAGAUACUUUAUUUGACAGGCGGCUGAAACUCUGGUGCGCGAUAACGAAUUCAGAUCGAUCUCUCAGUCUGAUUCUCGGUCUUCCUUAUGGAGUCGCAGAUGCUUUUUUCAUGCCCCAAGUCCAACUACGGCUUAAUUCAGACAUCUCAGCCACGGAGCAAUACGUCUUGCGCCUUGGUAUUAUCAGCGGACACAUGAUUGACCGCAACCAGAAUCCGUCGGAAAUGUGUCUCGAGACAACAUUGCGGCUUGACCAAGAGCUUAUGGACGCCUGGGACGCCAUGCCCCGGAGCUUCACGGGCCCUGAGCCAGGGUCCGAUGAGAAACGGGAGCAUUUCAAUGAGCGAAUUCCGCUGCAGUUCAUGCCGAAGAUGUACCGUGCCCUUCUUCACCUUCCUUUCAUGUUGAAAUAUCCCCACGAUCCACGGUUUAGCUUCUGCCACCGGACGGCGAUUCAGUCUACUCGGGAGGGAUUGGCCCUGUACAAAGUGCUGCGGGCGAUCACUCGGUCUUAUUUGUGUAAAAUCCUUGACUUCCUGGCCUUUACGAUGGGCAUGAUUCUCAUUGUCCAUCUGCACGGCUACUCUGAAGAGUCAUCGUAUCACAGCAAAGACCAAGACGAAAAGGAUUGGGCUCUCGUGCGGGAUGUGGUCACCAUCCUUCGCCAUGCCGCGGCUGAGAGUGGUGGCUCUGUUGCAGCGGAGUCUGCCAAUAUCCUCGGUGCGAUCUUUGAUACCAGGACUCAACGGCGGAACUGGACGUCAUCCGCGACUUGCAAGGUCACGGUGCCUUACUUCGGGUCUAUUACUAUAGGCGCUGGCGCCAAUCUCCUGAGACCCAAAAGCAAGGAGCAGAAUGCUGGAGCUCCGAGCCCACUCGCCUCGACGAACCCGUCAAAACGGACCGCCAGUCAGCUCUUUACUCCGCCCAUGUCUGAUCCCGAGCCAUCGACCAUCAACGCCGACACCAUGGACGGCAAUACUCCAGCUGCAGGCGCCAUGGAAGCUGAUUUCUUAACCCAGUCGCUAAUGACAGGAGACGACUUUGGAACAAGUACUCUUUUCACCGGCUUAUUUGAUGAUCUUGGACAUUACAUGUGGCCGAAUGCCAACGUCGACCUCGGACUGGAUCACGGCUGGAACCUGAACUGGUCUGAAUAG
Molecule: messenger RNA, 2130 nt
Organism: Penicillium cinerascens
Lineage: Eukaryota; Fungi; Ascomycota; Eurotiomycetes; Eurotiales; Aspergillaceae
Exons: 3
Coding region: 1-2130 (709 amino acids)
Biological process (GO): regulation of DNA-templated transcription; DNA-templated transcription
Molecular function (GO): DNA-binding transcription factor activity, RNA polymerase II-specific; zinc ion binding; DNA binding
Source: RefSeq, a predicted model, not a curated record